Messenger RNA from Lolium rigidum, 579 nucleotides. RefSeq lists its product as uncharacterized. Bases 1 to 579 code for a protein of 192 amino acids. The transcript has a single exon. The record is from RefSeq and is a predicted model, not a curated record. Lineage: Eukaryota; Viridiplantae; Streptophyta; Magnoliopsida; Poales; Poaceae.
AUGGAGAAGGGCUUGCAGCGCCACCACCACCUGUUGGGCGGCGGGAAGAUGAGGGGCGCGGCGGGGCUGAUGGGCCUGCAGAAGCAGAACUCGUGGUCGCCCGACAUCGAGCGGGACGAGGCCUGGGAGCGGCGCCGCCGCGGCCUGAUGCGCCGGGCGCCCUCGUCGUCCUCGUUCAGCCGCGCGCAGAACGUCACCGACGACGACCUCGACAAGCUGCGUGGCUGCCUCGAUCUGGGCUUCGGGGUCGAGCCGCCCGCGGCCGCUGGCUGCGCGGCGUGCGGCGAGGGCCGGAACCGGCUGGUUGAGACGCUCCCCGCGCCCGACCUCUACUACGCCGUUGCCGUCAAGGGUGGCGUGCCCCCUCGACCAGGUCCAGCCCGCCUGCCUCGUCUCCAUACUCAUGCUGGAGAACGAAUAUUCUGUGGAUGGAUACCAUGGAGAUGGGAGAGAUUAGCGAUGGGGUUGGGAUGGGACAGAUUAAAAAAAAUUACUCUGCCUAUUGUUACUACACCUCAUGCAAUGGGUAGCCUAUGGUGGUGUCACAGAAUCAUCAUUGCAUACGCCAAAAUAAUCUAG